This is a messenger RNA of Suillus fuscotomentosus, 1740 nucleotides long. RefSeq lists its product as uncharacterized. The record is from RefSeq and is a predicted model, not a curated record. The transcript is spliced from 6 exons. Bases 1 to 1740 code for a protein of 579 amino acids. Lineage: Eukaryota; Fungi; Basidiomycota; Agaricomycetes; Boletales; Suillaceae.
AUGUCUCCCGUUUUCCUGUCUUCUAGCUCAAGUAUCAUAUCCACGCCGUUCUCUCUGUCCUUGCACGUCAUCCCGCCCGCUCUUUUGCUCAUUCUGUCCCGAAACAAACUUGUCCUAAAUAUUCUCUUGGCGCUCAAUACUGUCCUACCAGCCAUCGCUAGCGGACUUGGCCUCGGAGCGUCGUUCAACCAUGUCCAUCUCCUUCAGCGCCUUUGGAAUGUCUUUUUGGCCUUGCAUGCAUGUCUCUUAUCUUUGAGUUCGCUGUACGUAUUGUUCGUGGCCACCACUCCAGAUUCUCUGGUUCCCCACCGCGCCUUUCGCUUCCUAGCGGUCUUGGUGACAACAUUUCUUAUAUGCGUUUUGAAUGCCAUCAUAGCGACAAUCGCUGGCUCAAUUGCAAGCACUCCCACUUUGCUUUCACCCACAUUCUCUCUUAUCUCACGAAGUCUUCAACUCCCCCUCGCUAUUGGCAUCUUCCUUGAUAUACGCUCUGCUAUCGCCGUUGCAGCUCCAUUCACCAAGAUAUCCGAGAAAGUCCCAGCAGGUCCCGAGAGCUCAGCUCGUCCGACCAUCGCUCAGAAUAAAUCUAGACGGGUCAGCUCACCCACUCCUGACACUUGGCCUUUUCCAGCCUCAUUGGUGCAUACUCAGCCGACAUGCGACCGCUCAUCGGCCAAAAGUGCAAAAACUGUCGUAAAUUUACCACCAUCACUCACCCUCACUCACUCAGGGCAAGAAAACAGUGUGAUACCUGAGGGAAAGGCGGCAAUAAGCUGGCUUUACAAGGAGAUGCGUCUUCCCGUUACCAUGUUAGCGGCGCAGGCAGCUGCUAUAAAUUCUCCAUCCUGGGCCGCUUUGCAAGCCCCCGAUUCAGUGACAACAUCGCAACCAUCGCAAAAUUCUGACGUAACAGUUGCCGCUGGACUUGUUAUCGCUCACUCCGUCUGUUCACUGUUCUGGGCGAUGGGUGUGGUCACUACCCUUUAUUUACUUCCGUCUAUCGUUAAGUCGACCCUGCCGACCCUGCCAACUUCUGUCAAUCAUACAGCGGAUUCCUCGGUACCGAAAGCUAUGGAAUUUCCCAACCAUCGCAUCGCAAAGCACUCCCUUUCGCGGGGCAUGUCUUCGGACUCGGCCUCCGAUUUUCUCUCCAUGAGGGAUCCUUUUGCUUCCCCACCUCCCCCGCCUCCUCCCACCAUCGGCCUUGGAAUUGCUGAUUUGAAUCAUGUGCAAUUUCGUGACGUAGCUGCCCAAUAUCGGUUUCCCGCGCCCAAAGCUAAGAAGGCUAAAGGAAGAUGCAAGAGACGAAUGGGAUUGAGGGUGAGAGCGCUGGAACACCAAGCCUCAGCACAAGCUCUACUCCCUUCUCGUCCCCCUCCGGUUCACAUCAAUGAGGGAGAACGUGGCCUUGGAGAUGAGGUUCUAAUGGCACAACUUCUUCUGCAGUCUCUGACGGCGGGUACUGAAGCGGAAGCAGAAUACAGCAGCUCAACGAGGGCAGCAGCAACGAACCACGUGUUACCUUUUCCUGAACCUACUGUGCAGGUCGAGAGGCUGGGAUCAAGGUGGAGUACUAGCACAACGGCUCUGUCGGCAUCGACAGGCACUGUUUGGAGCGAAAAGAGAUCACGGGCUUCUACUAGCACUUCAGCCUCCGUGCGUGCAGGUGGGAGGAAAAGUUCGGAUGCGAGAAAAUCAUCCGCUACAGGGUUCUCGGCUUCCUCCGCCCCAUCUACCUAA